AUGGAGAAGCCCAGCGCCUCCAGCUCCAGCCCAGGGCACUGUGCUGUGGUCACCCGAGAGCUGCUCCUGGCUGCAUUCGAGGACUUAAGCCAGGAGCAGCUGAAGCGCUUCCGCCACAAGCUGCGGCAUGCGCCAGAAGGCAGCCGCAGCAUCCCGUGGGGGCGUCUGGAGCACGCUGACGCCGUGGACCUGGUAGAGCGGUUGGUGGAGUUCUAUGGGCCUGAGCCCGCGCUGAAAGUGGCCUACAAGGCCCUGAAGAGGUCUGACGUGCGAGACGUGGCGGCGCGACUCAAGGAACAGCGGUUGCAGAAACUCGGCCCUGGCCCCUCGGCGCAGCUCUCCGUGUCCGAGUACAAGAAGAAAUACCGCCAGCACGUGCUGCAGCUGCACGCCAAGGUGAAGGAGAGGAACGCCCGCUCCGUGAAGAUCACCAAGCGCUUCACCAAGCUGCUCAUCGCGCCGGAGAGCCCCGACCUGGAGGACGAGGAGCUGGGGCCCGCGGAGGAACCAGCGCCCCAGCGCGCACGGCGCUCCGACACUGACACCUUCAACCGGCUGUUUGGCAGAGACGAGGAGGGCGGGCGGCCGCUGACCGUAGUGCUGCAGGGCCCGGCGGGCAUUGGCAAGACCAUGGCUGCCAAGAAGAUCCUGUACGACUGGGCGGCCGGCAAGCUGUACCACGGCCAGGUGGACUUCGCCUUCUUCCUGCCGUGCCGCGAGCUUCUGGAGCAGCCGGGCGAGCGCUGUUUGGCCGACCUGAUCCUGGAUCAGUGCCCCGACCGCGGCGCGCCGGUGCGCCAGAUGCUGGCGCAUCCCGAGCGGCUGCUCUUCAUCCUGGACGGCGCCGACGAGCUAUUGGCGUUGGGGUCCGCCGAGGCCGCGCCCUGCGUCGAUCCCUUCGAGGCAAGCGGAGGGGCGCAGCUGCUGGGCUCGCUGCUGAGCAAGGCUCUGCUACCCGACGCCCGCCUGCUGGUGACAACGCGCGCCGCCGCGCCCGGGAGGCUGCAGGGCCACCUGCGCUCGCCACAGUGCGCCGAGGUGCGCGGCUUCUCAGACAAGGACAAGAAGAAGUUCUUCUACAAGUUCUUCGGAGACGAGCGCAGGGCAGAGCGCGCCUACCGCUUCGUGAAGGAGAACGAGACGCUAUUCGCGCUGUGCUUCGUGCCCUUCGUGUGCUGGAUCGUGUGUUCCGUGCUGAGCCAGCAGCUCAAGUGCGGCCAGGACCUGUCGCGCACCUCCAAGACCACCACGUCGGUGUACCUGCUCUUCAUCGUUAGCCUGCUGGGCUCGGCGUCCCCCGCCAACGGGGCCUACGUGCAGAGCGAGGUGCGCAAGCUGUGCCGCCUGGCCCGCGAAGGCGUCCUGAGGCGCCGGGCGCAGUUCUCAGAGAAGGACCUGGAGCGACUGGAGCUGCGCGGCUCGGUCGUGCAGACGCUGUUUCUCAGCAAGAAGGAGAUGGCGGGCGUGCUGGAGGCCGAGGUCGCCUACCAGUUCAUCCACCAGAGCUUCCAGGAGUUCUUCGCAGCGCUGUCUUACCUGCUGGAGGAGGAGGGGCCCCCCGAGGAGCCGGCUGGCGGCGUCGGGGCCCUCCUGGGCGGGAAGGCCGAGCUGCGCGACCACCUUACGCUCACCACGCGUUUCCUCUUCGGGCUGCUGAGCGCUGAGCGGAUGCGCGACAUUGAGCGCCACUUCGGCUGCGUGGUCUCAGAGCGCGUGAAGCAAGAAGCCCUGCGGUGGGUGCAGGGGCAAGGCCGCUCCAUGGCGGCGCCAGAGCGGACCGAGGAGACUGAGGGACUCGAGGGGGCUGAGGAGCCGGAGGAGGAGGACGACGAGGAGGAGCUCAACUACCAGCUGGAACUGCUGUACUGCCUGUACGAGACGCAGGAGGACGAGUUCGUGCGCCAGGCUCUGCGUGGCCUGCCCGAGCUGGCGCUGGAGCGAGUGCGCUUCAGCCGCAUGGACCUCGUGGUCCUGAGCUACUGCGUGCAGUGCUGCCCGGCGGGACAGGCGCUGCGGCUACUCAGCUGCCGGCUGAGUGUGCUGCAGGAGAAGAAAAAGAAGAGCCUGGUGAAGCGGCUGCAGGGCAGCCUGGGAGGCAGGAAUUCUGGAGGCAGCUCGAGACAACCAGCAGCCUCCCCACUGCGUCCGCUCUUGGAGGCCAUGACUGACCCACACUGUGGUCUAAGCCGCCUGAUGCUCUCCUGUUGCAAGCUCCCAGACAUGGUCUGCCGGGACCUGGCUGAGGCCCUGAAGGCGGCCCCUGCCCUGACUGAGCUGGGCCUCCAUCACAACAGUCUCAGCGACGUGGGCCUGCGGGUGCUGUGCGAGGGGCUGGCCUGGCCCAGGUGCCGAGUGCAGACACUCAGGGUGCAGCAGCCUGACCUCCAGGAAGCGCUCCAAUACCUGAUCGGCCUGCUCCGACAGAGCCUGGUGCUGACCACCCUGGACCUCAGUGGCUGCCAGCUGCCAGGCCCCACCAUGACCUACCUGUGCUCAACCCUGCAGCAGCCAGGAUGCAGGCUGAAGACCCUCAGUCUGGCCUCCGUGGAGCUGAGUGAGCACUCGCUGCAGGAGCUGCGGGCUGUGAAAAUGGCAAAGCCAGGUCUGAUCAUCACACACCCUGGGCUGGAGGAUGAAGCAGACUCUCUCGGAGGGGUCAGCAGUGCCCUCUGA
Molecule: messenger RNA, 2673 nt
Organism: Trichechus manatus latirostris (Florida manatee)
Lineage: Eukaryota; Metazoa; Chordata; Mammalia; Sirenia; Trichechidae
Gene: NLRP6
Product: NLR family pyrin domain containing 6
Exons: 8
Coding region: 1-2673 (890 amino acids)
Biological process (GO): regulation of inflammatory response; response to bacterium; acute inflammatory response
Cellular component (GO): canonical inflammasome complex; cytoplasm
Molecular function (GO): vasopressin receptor activity; peptide binding
Source: RefSeq, a predicted model, not a curated record